Diachasmimorpha longicaudata is the source of this 2036-nucleotide messenger RNA. It is a transcript of the gene Pgm1, whose product is annotated as phosphoglucomutase. Lineage: Eukaryota; Metazoa; Arthropoda; Insecta; Hymenoptera; Braconidae. The transcript is spliced from 6 exons. Bases 175 to 1857 code for a protein of 560 amino acids. Gene Ontology annotation, molecular function: magnesium ion binding; phosphoglucomutase activity. The record is from RefSeq and is a predicted model, not a curated record. Gene Ontology annotation, biological process: carbohydrate metabolic process. Gene Ontology annotation, cellular component: cytosol.
UUAGUACUUGAAAAAUAGCGCUCAGUCAGUUCACCCGAUUCAAGCGAGUGUGUAGUCUUUCUGUUUACCUGUACGGAGCUUUCAUUCUCCCGAAAGUGAUCACUAAAUACCUCCUUGAACAUCCCAAAACUUUCCUGCUCAUUAUUAUUGUUUGUUAUUUCUGCCAUAAGCAAUAUGUCGGUUGUUGAAAUUCAAACUAAAGUGUACGAGGGCCAAAAACCGGGUACUUCAGGUCUUCGCAAAGCGGUAAAAGUGUUUCAACAAGAACAUUACACUGAAAAUUUCGUUCAAGCGAUUCUGACAGCCCUAGGAGAUCAACUGACCGGCUCAACCCUCAUCGUGGGUGGUGAUGGACGUUAUUAUGUAAAAGAAGCUGUUGAAAAAAUUAUAAGGAUUGCGGCUGCCAAUGGAGUGGGGAAAUUGAUAGUAGGUCAGAAUGGAAUAUUGUCGACACCGGCAGUCUCCACUCUAAUCCGUAAAUAUAAAACUCAAGGUGGCAUUGUUCUCACUGCAUCGCACAAUCCUGGUGGACCCAAUGCCGAUUUCGGUAUAAAGUUCAACUGUGACAAUGGUGGGCCAGCUCCGGACAACGUGACAAAUCAAAUUUAUGAGCUGACAAAAUCAAUCAAAUCAUAUAAAACUGCUCCUAAUAUCAACAUUGAUAUUACAAAAAUACAAACUCACAAUUUGGUUGUGGAUGGGAAAUCCUUUGUUGUUGACAUAAUUGAUUCUGUGGAUGAUUAUGUGGCGUUGAUGAAGGAGAUAUUCGACUUUCCAAGCAUAAAGACGCUUCUACAGGGUAGUAGCAGCCGACCUAAAUUUCAAAUACUCAUUGAUUCUCUUCAUGGAGUAACUGGCAUAUACGUAAAACGUAUAUUUGGCCUUGAGCUUGGUGUUGAUGAUGCUAGUAUGGUGCAUGUGGAACCGCUGGAGGAUUUCGGCGGUCUCCAUCCAGAUCCAAAUUUGACUUAUGCUGCCGAUCUGGUGAACACUGUUCGGAAUGGCACUCACGAUAUGGGAAUGGCCUUUGAUGGCGAUGGUGACAGAAAUAUGAUCAUUGGGAAAAAAGCAUUUUUCGUGACACCGACAGACUCCGUUGCUGUCCUGGCAGCUCAUCUGGAUAUCAUUCCCUACUUUCAAAAGACAGGAAUUAAGGGAUAUGCUAGAUCGAUGCCCACUGGUGCUGCUAUAGAUCGUGUGGCUGCCAAAAAGAAAGUUGAAUGCUUCGAAGUGCCCACAGGAUGGAAAUACUUCGGAAAUCUCAUGGAUGCUGGUAGGUUGUCCCUGUGUGGAGAAGAAAGCUUUGGCACUGGUUCCGAUCAUAUUCGAGAAAAGGACGGUAUCUGGGCGGCCUUAGCGUGGCUGAAUAUUAUCGCUAAACUUAAUAAAUCAAUCGAAGAGAUUUUGAAAGACCAUUGGAUUACUUACGGUCGAAAUUUUUUCACCCGAUAUGAUUAUGAGAAUUGUGCCAUUGAAGACGCAAGUCGCGUGAUGGCUGAAGUCGAAACGAAAAUUCAGGAUCCUAGUUUCAAAGGUACCAAAUUGAGCUCUGGUAACAAAGUUUACGUCGUUGGAGAAGCGGAUAAUUAUUCUUACAAGGAUCCGAUAGACGGAAGUGUCGCUACCAAACAGGGAUUACGAGUUCUUUUUGAAGAUGGAUCACGUAUAAUUUAUCGACUAUCUGGCACUGGCAGCUCUGGUGCAACAAUUAGAUUGUACGUCGAGAGUUACGAGUCUGAUCCUACGACUUUUGAUAAAGACGCACAGGAAAUACUGAAACCUCUCGUUGGUAUUGCUCUAGAUCUAGGGAAAAUUAAAGAGUUUACUGGUCGGAAUGCUCCUACAGUCAUCACGUAAAUCAUUUUAGAGUUUGUUUUACUCUAGCUUUAUUUUCACAUUGUCUUCGACAAUUUUUCGAUUUUUAAUCAACUUUAUACCGUACUUGAUAAACUGGGAAAAAUGUUCUUUAUCAUCGUUAUUUUUGAAAAGAAAAUACCGCAGUGGAAUUUUUCAAGAAAGUUUGAUGCACUACAAAU